Pectinophora gossypiella (pink bollworm) is the source of this 4735-nucleotide messenger RNA. RefSeq lists its product as uncharacterized. The transcript is spliced from 2 exons. The coding region runs from base 1 to 1401 and encodes 466 amino acids. The record is from RefSeq and is a predicted model, not a curated record. NCBI's taxonomy places the organism in Eukaryota, Metazoa, Arthropoda, Insecta, Lepidoptera, Gelechiidae.
AUGGAUGUGGAGGAGCCCCCAGAUGGGGGCGGCGAUUCUUCUGAGGAGGUGCGUAAGGGCAUCAAACGUCCUAAGGAUACAUCAGGGGAGACUCCGCCUAAACGGGCUGGCGUACCUCCUGCGGCCUCAAUCCAACAUACUUUUACCCACCCAGAUUUUGAUCAUGGGUCAAAAUUAAAGUUCAGUGAACACGAUGCUGCCCCAUUUAUAGUCCACGUAUCUCGAGUUGAAGAGGAUCCCUCAGCUGGUCUGACCAUAAGGCUGCUUAAAUUUGCGCAAUUUCUAUAUAAAAAAUCCGUUCAAGGAAUUGCUAAGGAUGGAAUCAGGUCCGCCGGUCGCAACCGAGUCGUUGUUCAAUUUGUUGAUGCCAAAUCCGCCAAUGAUUUUUUAGACAAUUCAUUGCUCUCCGAGAAUAAGUAUAAAGCAGUAAUUCCGUCAUACCACAUUACCCGCAUGGGUAUAGUGAGGAACAUUCCUAUUGAUUGGACCCUGGAAGAGCUUGUACUUGCCCUGGAAUGCCCACCUGGUUGCCGGGUUGUUAAAGCGCGACGUUUGAAUCGGAAGUCCGUGAAGGAUGGACAAACAGAGUGGGUCCCGACCCAAACAGUUGUUCUAACAUUCCUUUCGCAAACCCUCCCAGAGAGAGUAUUUUGUUUCUACACCUCCCUGCCUGUAGGUAUAUAUACUUUGCCUACUAUCCAGUGCAACAAUUGCUGCCGGUUUGGGCACAUAAAGUCUCAGUGUCGAUCAAAACCUAAAUGCUUUAGGUGUACCCAGCCACACCCUGGAGAAUCUUGCACAGUCCCAGACGAAAAAAUUUCUUGUUUGUUUUGCUCUGGUUCUCAUCUUGCUACAUAUGCAAAUUGUCCCGAACACUUGCGACAGAAGUCUAUAAAAUUAGUUAUGUCCGAGGAAAGUAUUCCUUACUCAGAAGCCUCUCUUCGUUUCCGUCCGGUUCGUCGCACUUUUCGCGACACUGCUGCUGCAGAAUCCACUCCUCCUCGCCCUCCUAUGAGCCCCUUGUCUCCUACUUAUCACGCCAUUGAAUCCCCUCCCUCCACUCCAAGAUCAACUACAUACAGGAAAACUGUGGUCCGCAACCGCUGGUCCCCGGCUCCUGUAAUUAACGGGUAUAAUAAAGAAUUUCAUUCCCAAGCUACAGCCACCCCAAAGUCCAGUCAGCCUAAUGGCUGUGCACUUAUCAACUCGAAUCCAGAAGUUUCCUUCACUGACGACGACAUUGAAUUAAUGUGUAAAUCAUUAAUUCACAUUCUUUCUAGAAAGGUCAAUCAUUUACCGAACAAUAUCGCAGUAAUGUUGCAACACUUAAGAACUCUCUUACCCUCUAUUUCUUCCACUCAAAAUGGCCACUCUUCUGCAGUGGAACAGCAAGAGCAUUAAUCAUAAGAAACAUGAAAUUAUCAGUUUAAUAAACUCUUUUAAGCCUUCAAUUCUAGCCAUCUCGGAGACAUGGUUGAAGCCGGGUUCUCGUUUUAGACUUCCAGGCUACUCAUGUCUCAGAGAUGAUUGUGACAAUGGGAAGGAUGGUUGUGCUCUCAUUGUCAAAUCUUGUGUCACGUAUUCCCUUAUUUCUCUUCCUCCUCAUUCACCCUCUUUUAAUAUUGUUGCUGUAAGAGCUUUGAAUGUUUCUUUUGUCUCUGUAUAUGUUCCCUAUGCUAGAUCUCCUAUUUUCAAAGAAAUUGAUUCAAUUCUUUCCAACUUGCCCCCUCCCCUGGUUGUGGUGGGAGACUUUAACUCUCAUCAUACAAUGUGGGGUUCUAGAUCCUGUGACUCAUUAAGUUUUUCUCUUCUCGACGUGAUGGACAAUAAUGACCUAUGUCUUCUCAAUGAUGGGUCUCCGACUAGGAGAACUUCCCCUCUUCAGAACCCAAGUUGUGUUGACUUGUCCUUUGCAUCCCCUUCUCUUGUUCCUGGAACUUCUUGGAGAAUCCUUUCUUGUUCUCAUGGUAGUGAUCAUCUUCCAAUCAUUAUUUCUUUCCCUCAUUGUGUCUCUAUAUCUCCCUCUCCUGUGCCUCCUCUCCUAAAGUACCGCCUUUCGAAGGCAAAUUGGCCAGAAUUCUUGUCCUCUGUUAAACUUGGCACGGAUUUGAUGCCAGAAGUAUCAGAACUAAAUUAUAUCCAGCUCUAUUUUGAUUUUAUUAAUAUAUUACUUACUAGUGCUAAUUCCUCAGUCCCUAUUAAGAAAGCUCCAAAAGAUUAUCUCCCCUCUCCACCCUGGUGGGAUUCAGAUUGCACAGAACUUAUCAUAAAACGGGAUGAAUCUGAGGAGUUAUUCUUAAAUCAACCGUCUUACGAAAAUUAUAUGUCUUUACAAAGAGCUAAUGCUAUAACUAAGAGAGAGUUCUCGCGAAAAAAACAUGGGGGAUGGAGAAGCUUUUGUGAAGGCUUAUCUCCGCGAUCUCCUCUUUCCUUGGUUUGGAGAAAUAUGAACAAAUUCCGUGGUUCUUUUUCUAAUCAUUCUCCCUCCUCCAACGACUGCUCUUCUUGGUUGGAUGACUUUUUAGACCAUUUAGCUCCCUCAUAUGUACCUUCAGAAGACUCUUUUCCAUGUUUUGCUUCUAUCUCUUCUUCUGAUCCCUUGGAUAAUCCUUUCUCUUUUUCUGAACUUUCUUCUGUAUUAAAACACCUUUCUGAUUCUACCCCUGGUGUGGAUGGUAUUCCAUACUCUUUCAUUAUUAAAAUAUCUGACUCUUCUAAAAAAGUUCUUCUUUCAAUUUUUAAUAAAAUUUUCGAGACAGGAAUUAUUCCUGAUACUUGGAAGCAACAAAUUAUUGUGCCAAUUUUAAAGCCUGGCAAGGAUCCCAAGGUUGGUUCAUCAUAUAGACCUAUCGCUCUGUCUUCCGUGCUCUCAAAGAUCAUGGAACAUCUCGUCAAAAACAGGUUAGAAUGGAUAUUAGAAAAUAGAGGUAUUUUAUCUAAAACACAAUUCGGUUUCCGUAGGGGAUCUGGAACUCUGGACAAUCUGAGUAUCUUUUCGACCGAGGUUCAUUUAGCCUUUUCUAGAGGACAGCACCUAGUUGGUGUUUUUUUGGACAUUUCAUCAGCCUACGACAACGUUCUUCUCCCGCUACUCAGGCAAAAAAUGCUCAAUCUGAGUAUUCCAGCGAGGAUGGUGAACUUUAUUUGCAAUCUUUUCAUGGCCCGUUCCAUUUUUGUCCGCAUCCAAGGUGAACUGUUACCCUCUAGAACUGUUUGGAAGGGUUUGCCUCAGGGUUCAGUCCUGAGCCCUAUAUUGUACAGUUUAUAUACAUCUGACUUGGACAAAUCAGUGGACUGUUUUUGUAGCAUACUUCAAUAUGCAGAUGAUAUAGCCCUCUAUUAUGCUUCGGAUAACAUUUCAGAAUGUUCGGUUCGCUUAAAUGCUGCCAUCCGCUAUCUCAAUGAAUGGCUUUCAUUACAUGGCCUUACUCUUUCAGCAUCUAAGAGCUCUGUUGUGGUGUUUUCAAGAAAGAGAGAUAUUCCUUUUAUUGAUAUUGUUCUGGAGGAAGAAAGCAUUCCUGUCUCAGAUAAUGUUAAAUUUCUGGGCUUAUAUUUUGACUCCCGGCUUUCUGGUGUCGAACAUCUAAAUUAUAUUAAAAAUAAAUGCGAGAAAGGUGUAAAUAUUCUUCGGGCCCUUUCUGGAGUCUGGUGGGGAUCUCACCCAUAUACCCAGAAAUUGUUAUAUAAUGCUGUAAUACGCAGUCACUUUGAUUAUAGUUCUUUCUUACUUGAACCUUGUAAUAAGAAAGCCCUUGCUUGUUGGGAUAAGAUUCAAGCCAAGUGCCUACGAAUUAUUUCCGGAGCGAUGAAAUCCUCUCCUAUCAAUGCCCUUCAGGUAGAGUGUCUUGACCCUCCACUGCUUCUCCGUAGACAGUACUUAUGUGACAGAUUCUUCUUCAAAAUUGCCCAAAAUUCUUCCCAUCCUCUAAUUUCUUGUCUCACACAACUAUCUAAUCUUAUUUGCUCUUCCAGGUAUUGGUCUCAUAAACAAUCUCCAUGUCUGUAUAAUAGUUUUAAAAAAUUUAAUGAAGGUCCAAAAAUGUUCCAAUCUUCCUCCAACCCCAUGUUUGGUUUUGAUUAUGAGGCUUUAAUCUUUCAACCUCAAAUCAUUCUGAACAUUGGUAUUGUCAAGGGAGACCCUGCUGCAAAUGUACAGUUUAAUAAAAUUGUAGAGGAUAAAUGGAAAGGGUGGCUUACAAUAUUCACCGAUGCUUCUAAGGAGUCUGAAGAAGAAUGUGUAGGCUCAGCAGUAUGGGUCCCUCAGUGGAAAUCCUAUUUAAGCAUUAAAUCCCCACCAAAAACUUCCGUAUUCACCGGUGAAGCAAUUGCGAUUUAUGAAGCAGUAGUCAUGGUUAAAUCUCAUCAGCUCAAUCGAACUGUUAUCUUUUCCGAUUCUCGUAGUUGCCUUGAGGACAUUAUGAAAUUUCCAUUCCGUUCAAAAGAAUUACUUCCAAUUAAUUUGAAAACUCGUGAAGCAUUAUACAAUUGUCAUGCACUAGGUAUUGAAGUGGUCCUUGUUUGGAUACCUGGGCACUCUGGGAUAAAAGGGAAUGAACAGGCGGAUUUAUGUGCCAAGUGGGCCAUUCGCUCCAGCGGUUACACAACCGAUCAUUUGGCCUAAACUUCUGGAGCUCCUGUACACUGAAAAUGUGUAUUUCCCAACCCUGACGCUGGCAAAAUUGUCCCUGUUGACAGAAGCCAUUUAGGAGAGAAAAAAAAAAAAAAAAAAAAUCUA